Salvelinus fontinalis (brook trout) is the source of this 2188-nucleotide messenger RNA. Its product is annotated as carbohydrate sulfotransferase 3-like. Gene Ontology annotation, molecular function: chondroitin 6-sulfotransferase activity; N-acetylglucosamine 6-O-sulfotransferase activity. Gene Ontology annotation, biological process: carbohydrate metabolic process; N-acetylglucosamine metabolic process. NCBI's taxonomy places the organism in Eukaryota, Metazoa, Chordata, Actinopteri, Salmoniformes, Salmonidae. The coding region runs from base 648 to 1985 and encodes 445 amino acids. The transcript is spliced from 4 exons. Gene Ontology annotation, cellular component: Golgi membrane. The record is from RefSeq and is a predicted model, not a curated record.
AACCUCUCCACAUGUGACUACAGUGUCCAUUUUUAGAGGAAGAUCGGCACACUCAGUCACGGUUGGAGUUCUUGCCCUUUAGUUGGGAUUAGAGAUGUAAAAUAAUUAUUAUUCAACCGUUAAUACGUUUUUUUUAGUUUGUUACAUAUAUCUUCCCCAGUUUGUUUAAUCUCAUUAUUGAUCGGAUUUUCCCCCCUUUAUUUUUCGUGUGGACGUUUUGAGAUAUAAUUUUUAUUUCUAAACUUUUCUUUCUAAAAUGUCAAAGUUUGCUCGCGUGUUUUUGUAGCCUACCUUCGUCUAUGGAAUCUUCUUGGGGAUAUUAGAAAUAGCCUAACGGACAUGGAGGAGUUUAUCAACUUUUCCCACACAAGGUGCCUUUUGUUCGUGAAUAAGGCAGCGUGCUUUUGGAAGACUAGACCAUGAGGGAACCCAUCGAGCGCACAACUGUCGAUUAGGCGACUGGUUGCUUGAGAGCGUCAAAAUAAAAUGAAUGAAGCAGCCGUGUAGACGAUGGAAAACACAACAACGAACAACUGGAGGACUCUUUGAAUAGGCAGCGGGAGUCUGGAGGAGAGAAGAAGAUUGGCAGAAGCUAUUAAGAAGACAUUCCGUGACAGCAGCAGAUCCCGACACAGCUACAUCACAGAAUGAGGAUGAAAUACACAAUCUCCCUUGUCUUCAUUGUGGCACUGGUCAUCAUUGAGAAGGAAAACAACAUUAUCUCACGGGUUUCAGACAAGCUCACCCCAAAGCAGACCCCCCAGACACCCCUCCAGCCCAGUAACUCUGCCCCAGCCUCAGCCCUGGGUCUCCUGAAGUUGAAUGACUCCUCCUUCACUACCCUGAGCAAGCUGGACCCUGUCUUCAGCCUCAUGAAGAGACGCCUGGAGAACUACACCGAGCAGAGGUCAGACGUCAUGGGGUCAGCAGGAAACAGAAAACACAUCCUCCUAUUGGCCACCACGCGGACAGGCUCCUCCUUCGUGGGCGAGUUCUUCAACCAGCAGGGAGACAACAUGUUCUACCUGUUCGAGCCGCUGUGGCACGUCGAGAGGUCGCUGACGUUAGAGGGCGGCGGGACCAACGCCACAGCCGCCGCCCGGGCCUACCGGGAAGUCCUCCAGGGGCUCUUCCUGUGUGACUUCACCCCUCUGGAGAGCUUUAUUGACCCACUUCCUGUCGACCACGUCACCUCAGCCCUGUUCAGGAGAGAAUCUAGCAGCUCUCUCUGUGAGGAGUCCGUCUGUAGCCCGUUCGUUAAGAAAGUCUUUGAACGCUACCAUUGCAGGACCAGGAAGUGUGGUCCCCUCAACCUGACCAUGGCGUCCGAGUCAUGCCAGCAGAAGGAGCACAGGGCCAUUAAAUCCGUCCGGGUGCGUCAGCUGGAGACCCUGAGACCCCUCGCUGAGGACCCUCGUCUGGAUAUCAAGUUCAUCCAGCUGGUGAGGGACCCCAGGGCGGUUCUGGCCUCCCGCAUGGUGGCCUUCUCCGCCAAGUACAACAACUGGAAGAAGUGGGCCGUGGACGGAGACGUGCCCGUUGACGACGACGAGGUGAGGAAGCUGAAAGGGAACUGCGACAACAUCAGGAUGUCUGCGGAGGUUGGCCUGAGACAGCCGUCGUGGCUGAGGCGGAGGUACAUGCUAGUACGUUACGAGGACAUCGCCAGAUUCCCUAUGAGGAAGGCAGCGGAGAUGUACAAGUUCACGGGGAUCCCGUUCACUCCGCAGGUGAAGGACUGGGUACUAAAGAACACCCAGGCUUCUAAUGAGGCGAGUGGAGUUUAUUCAACACAGAAGAACUCCUCCGAGCAAGUAGAGAAAUGGAGGUUCAGCAUACCGUACAAACUGGCCCAGGUGGUGCAGAGAGUUUGUGGACCCACGAUGAAACUGUUUGGGUACAGGUUUGUGAACAGUGAGGCGAUGCUGACGGACAAGUCUAUCAGUUUGAUCGAAGAAAAGAUUUUCAUACAAAAUUUUUCAUAGACAUUUUACGGUAACUCUGAACUAUGCUCAUCAGACAAAGUGGACAAACAGAUGCGAUUAUGAAGUGAUAGUUGUGAGGAUAUUUAUUGGGGACUGUACUAGUAUACAACAGAGUAAUGUAUAAGACCCUUUAUAGAUACAUAUUAAAUGAUAACAUGUUACACUCCACGGUGUAGAAGGAAAUACACAUUUUUGUGUGUAAU